GCCAUAUACAAAACGUGAACAGGUCUGAGAACCGGCCGGCAGAGUUAUAAAAAGGAAUUUGUAUAUCAUGCAAUCCGGCAUCUCCCUUAUUAUAGCAGGGCUAGUUGUCCAUGUGGUAUUCUUCAUAUCCAUCUUUGAUAUCUAUUUCACAUCACCGCUGGUGCAUGGAAUGACACCAUUCCAGACACCACUGGAGCCGCCAUCUAAAAGACUGGUGUUGUUUGUAACUGAUGGUUUGAGAGCUGAUAAAUUCUUUGGAGCUGAUAGAAGUACAGCUCCGUACAUGAGAGAUGUGAUAGAAAAGCGUGGUGCGUGGGGGAUAUCCCACACCAGGGUCCCCACCGAGUCUCGCCCAGGUCAUGUGGCUCUUAUUGCAGGAUUCUAUGAAGAUGUUAGUGCUGUGGCCAAAGGAUGGAAAGAAAACCCAGUUGAGUUUGACUCUGUUUUUAAUGAAAGCCGAACAACUUGGUCUUGGGGAAGUCCAGAUAUUCUACCAAUGUUUGCAAAAGGUGCCACUGGCGACCAUGUUUUCACAAAGAUGUACCCUGCCGCAGAGGAGGACUUCGCUGGCUCAGACACCACCAAACUGGACACUUGGGUCUUUGAUGAAGUUGUGGAAUUUUUUGAAGAAGCAAAAAGAAAUGCCUCUCUGGCAAGGCUUCUAUCCCAAGAUCAAAUUGUGUUGUUUUUGCAUCUACUGGGUCUGGAUACAUGUGGACAUUCUCAGAAACCUCACUCAGAAGUUCAGAGUCUGCCAUUCAGCCACUAUGUGUAUUGUCUGCUGCCUGUUAUAUUGUGGUGGGAAGUCAUAAGAAGGAAUACAAUAUUGGAAGAUGCUUGGAAGAAUGGGAUUAAAAACAAUGUUUUAACAGUGCUGCUUAUUCUGGGUAUAGGAGGUGGCGGACUAGAGAUUAUUGUAAUGGGUUUCUUUCGCCGUGAGUUGCUGUCAGUAGGGUUUAUAUCAAUGGCCGUGUGGCCAUGGGUUUCUUCUACUUCCAAAGCACACAGAAAGACUGUAUUAGCCUGGAGUAUAUCAUGCAUUUUAGUGGCUAUAUUUCCAAUGAUGCCUGUGGUAGGCAGGGGUGCUAACUACUCUCUAGUCACUUUAGCAGGUGUUUUGGCCUUGGUGUGUGCUGUUAUGUGUCUAUGGGGCUUGAAAUCAUCAGGGAUGGGAAUUACUGGCCAUGAAAAGUAUAUAAAUUUAGGGAUCCUACCUUACAUUCAGAUGGGGGUUAUCUUUGCAUCCGUCUUGAUAGUCACCACCACAGCAUGGAGUAUCAGCAACAAGGAGGGACUGCCACUGGUCAAUCAACUGGGCAGUUGGACAAUAUUAGGGUUGUCCAUUAUUCUUCCUCUGUUCAGUGCCACACAGUUGUAUCACAGGUUGUACAGUAUAGCCAUGGCCUUGUUUGCACCAUACCUCUUAAUGAGCACAGCCCAUGAAGGCAUGUUUUGUCUGGCUUUGUGUUUGCUGUUGUUUUCCUGGCUGCAGAUGGAGUAUAAAUUGGCUCAGACAGAAAAGAGCAUCAGUGAUGGUCACAAGCAGCUGGUCAGAGCUCUGGACAAAGUGGACUUCAGCCAGAUGGACACUGUGGAGAGACACCUGAUCCAAGCUGACCUGCGAUGUGCCUACUUCUUUUUACAUGUACUUCAUGAUAAAUCUAAUUACCCUUGGUUCACCUUUGUUUACUGUACAAUAUUCUCCUGUAUUGUGACCCAAUAUGAUAUCCUAAUUAAUAUAUUCCUUGACUUAGAGCUCCAGGUUUUUAUGAUCAUCUCUGCCUUCUUCGGCACUGGUAAUAUAGCCAGCAUCAACAGCUUUGACCCAGCCUCCGUCUACUGCUUCCUGACUGUGUUCAGUCCUUUUGUCAUGGGAGCUCUCAUGCUGUGGAAGAGUUAG
Lingula anatina is the source of this 1900-nucleotide messenger RNA. RefSeq names its product GPI ethanolamine phosphate transferase 1. Gene Ontology annotation, biological process: GPI anchor biosynthetic process. Gene Ontology annotation, molecular function: mannose-ethanolamine phosphotransferase activity. The record is from RefSeq and is a predicted model, not a curated record. Gene Ontology annotation, cellular component: endoplasmic reticulum membrane. Lineage: Eukaryota; Metazoa; Brachiopoda; Lingulata; Lingulida; Lingulidae.